Arachis ipaensis is the source of this 2463-nucleotide messenger RNA. The record is from RefSeq and is a predicted model, not a curated record. NCBI's taxonomy places the organism in Eukaryota, Viridiplantae, Streptophyta, Magnoliopsida, Fabales, Fabaceae.
AUGGCCACCGAAAAUGUGUACAUUGUGUUAUAUCCUAAUGGAGAAAUUUCUGUUACAUCUGAAGGUGUUACAUUCGUUUGUGAUGAUCCGUUGUGGAUAAUGAUCCCGCCGCAGUCGUCUUUGGAAGAGCUGAAGAACGUGAUCUUGGUGAAUACCGGUAUAGUUGGAAAAAAGAAAAUCACGAAGUUGACUUACAGAAUGCCAGUUGCAGUGGCCAACUCGUUUACGUAUCAGAAAAUGCAGAUUAAAUCUGACCAACAAGUUUCGAUGAUGUUUUCUUAUCAUCGGAGUAUCGGAAACAUUUAUUCGCUGGAGCUUUGUGUGUGUCUCCAAGAUCUUGGUGGAAGCUUCUCUAGUUCCAAUAAUGUUGUGAAUCAUGUGACUGGAGGAAAUCGUUGUACACGUCCUCCCCCUUGUACCCGAGUUGCAUCACCAGAGGGUAUUGGUGGUGGGUUGGCAGACACUUCCGACGAAGAUGAGAUUGAAGAUGAUAGUGGUGAAGAAGCAGAAGUGGUUCCUGAAACCCAACCCGUUUACCAUGACAGGGAUCUUCCGAGUCGGGUUGAAUCGGUUGGUGGGUCAAGCGAUACUCCGGGCCACUAUCUGUCCCUAAAUCUCGGAGCAAUGGGUUCGGCGACCGCGGAAGACACACCUAGCAACUAUGCUUUGUCCGGUGAGAUGGAGCUCGAGGUCGGUCUAAAAUUUCUCAAUAGAGAAACUGCCAUGCUUGCCGUAAAGAACUACAACAUUCGUAGAGGUGCAGAAUACAAGGUUGUAGAGUCGGAUCAAACUAGGUAUGUAUGUCGAUGCAAGCAGUUUGGGGACCAAUGCCGUUGGUCGGUUCGAGUUGCCAAGACAAGGGCAUCCAGAUUUUGGAUGAUUCGAAAAUACGAAGGGCCUCACAGUUGUCUAGCAACCUCAAUGUCACAAGAUCAUGCUCAACUUGAUAGCGACGUCAUCUGCCACCAUAUACACCCCAUGGUACAAGCAGAUGCUACUAUUUGCGUAAAGGUGCUGCAAGGUUCAGUCGAGUCAGCAUACGGGUACAAGGUUUCUUACAAGAAGGUUUGGCAUGCGAAGCAGAAGGCAAUUGUGAAGAUUUAUGGUGAUUGGGAUGAGUCAUAUGACCAGCUGCGGAGAUAUUUCAACGCAUUGCAAGCUUUCAUUCCAGGUACAAUUGUUGACCUCCAAACCCGCCCGAACUAUGUCGGCAACACAUUGGACCGUCAAAGUGUUGUGUUCCAUCAGGUUUUUUGGUCUUUUCCGUCGUGUGUUGAAGCCUUCAGGCACUGCAAGCCACUUGUCUCGGUGGAUGGAACGCACUUAUAUGGCAAGUACGCAGGGACAUUGUUAAUGGGCAUAGCGCAGGACGGGAAUAACAACAUCCUGCCCAUUGCUUUUGCAAUUGUCGAAAGGGAGAACACCGAUUCGUGGUUUUUCUUCUUAUCGAAUCUAAGGAGACAUGUAGCCACUCAACCAGGAAUACUGUUAAUCUCUGAUCGGCAUUCAGCAAUAAGGGCUGCUUUAGAGCGGCCUGGCUGCGGAUGGGAACACAAUGUGUACUGUGUGAGACAUAUUGCAUCUAACUUUGCCACAACAUUCAAGAGCAAGGAAGCCAAAAAGCACCUAGUCAACGCGGCGUACUCGAAGACAGCCGAGCAGGCACAGUACUACCUUGACUUAAUUAGCAGCGAGGAUCCAACCAACUCUCCCCAAAUGAUGGCCUGGAUCCGUGGGUUAGAGCCGCCAAAGUGGUUACAGCAUCGCGAUGAGGGUCGUCGAUACGGUCACAUGACAACCAACCUGUCGGAGUGUAUAAACUCAGUUCUUAAAGGUACUUGCAACCUUCCGGUGUGCGCUAUUGUGAAGUCUACCUUCCAUCGACUGAAUGCAUUAUUUGUCAAGAAGGGUCGGGAGGCACAAUCGCAGAUAGCAUGCGGACAGGUAUUUUCGCAAUUUCUGCAGAAGGCUAUAUUGGCAAACAGAGAAGGAAUCUCCCAGAUGCUUGUCACGUCGUAUGACAGAGCCACGUCUAUCUUUACGGUGGACGAGAUAGCGGCCGUGGGGUAUCAGUCACGGUUCAGGGUAUACCUAGAACAUGGCAGAUGCGACUGUGGAUAUUUUCAAGCAUUGCAUUAUCCAUGUGCCCAUGCGCUAGCUGCAUGUGCACAUGCAAGGCUUGAUUGGCAGCGUUAUGUUGCAGCAGUGUAUCGUGUUGACAGCGUGUUCCGGGUUUACGAGAUGGAAUUUCCUCCAAUGCUGGAUGAGGAGUUGUGGCCACCUUACGUGGGUGAACGGGUUGUUCCUAACCUCCAUCUCCGACGAACAAUGGAAGGGCGUCCGGUGUCGACGAGGAUCAGGAAUGAGAUGGACGAGGUAGAGCCAGGACCUGGGAAAAGAUGUGGACUUUGCAGGCAACCGGGUCAUACAAGGCGGAACUGCCCGCAUAUCAAUUCCACUUAG